Messenger RNA from Condylura cristata (star-nosed mole), 999 nucleotides. Its product is annotated as olfactory receptor 51E2. Gene Ontology annotation, cellular component: membrane. Gene Ontology annotation, biological process: G protein-coupled receptor signaling pathway. Gene Ontology annotation, molecular function: G protein-coupled receptor activity; olfactory receptor activity. NCBI's taxonomy places the organism in Eukaryota, Metazoa, Chordata, Mammalia, Eulipotyphla, Talpidae. Bases 37 to 999 code for a protein of 320 amino acids. The transcript has a single exon. The record is from RefSeq and is a predicted model, not a curated record.
GUGACUCUCUUAAAGGCCCCCUUCUCGGUGCCAGCUAUGAAUUCCUGCAACUUCUCACACACCACCUUUGUGCUUAUUGGUAUCCCAGGACUAGAGGGAGCCCACUUCUGGAUGGGCUUCCCCCUGCUCUCCAUGUAUGCCGUGGCAGUGUUGGGAAACUGCAUCGUGGUCUUUAUUGUAAGGACAGAACGUAGCCUGCACGCGCCCAUGUACCUCUUUCUCUGCAUGCUGGCAGCCAUUGACCUGGCUUUGUCCACAUCCACCAUGCCCAAGAUCCUUGCCCUUUUCUGGUUUGAUUCGAGGGAGAUUACCAUCGAUGCCUGCAUUACCCAGAUGUUCUUUAUUCACACUCUCUCAGCCAUUGAGUCCACCAUCCUGCUGGCUAUGGCCUUCGACCGUUAUGUGGCCAUCUGCCAUCCGCUACGCCAUGCCGCAGUGCUCAACAACACAGUCACAGCCCAGAUUGGCGUGGUGGCGGUGGUCCGCGGAUCGCUAUUCUUUGUCCCACUGCCUCUGCUCAUCAAGCGACUGACAUUCUGCAAAUCCAACGUCCUUUCCCACUCCUACUGUGUGCAUCAGGAUGUGAUGAAGUUGGCCUACACAGGCACGUUGCCCAACAUUGUCUAUGGUCUCACGGCCAUCCUGCUGGUCAUGGGCGUGGAUGUCCUGUGCAUCUCCUUGUCCUAUUUCCUGAUCAUACGAACCGUCCUACAACUACCUUCCAAGGCAGAGAGGGCCAAGGCCUUUGGAACCUGUGUGUCGCACAUUAGUGUGGUACUGGCCUUUUACGUGCCUCUCAUUGGCCUCUCCGUGGUGCACCGUUUUGGAAAUAGCCUUGAUCCCAUCGUGCAUGUUCUCAUGGGUGAUGUUUACCUGCUUCUGCCGCCAGUAAUCAAUCCUCUCAUCUAUGGUGCCAAGACCAAACAGAUCAGAACGCGGGUGAUAGCCAUCUUCAAGAUCAGCUGUGACAAGGACCUCUCAGCUGUGGGCAGCAGGUGA